This is a messenger RNA of Pseudomassariella vexata, 189 nucleotides long. RefSeq lists its product as uncharacterized. The annotation marks the transcript as partial. The transcript has a single exon. The record is from RefSeq and is a predicted model, not a curated record. Lineage: Eukaryota; Fungi; Ascomycota; Sordariomycetes; Amphisphaeriales; Pseudomassariaceae.
CCUAAAGACCAUCCAAACCGGGCUCGACAAAUAAAUACAGCCGGAAACAUACUUAAAGAAAGGUUCUCGAAGAUGAGAGCCAGGGCAGACCUGGAAGAGGCUAUUCGAGUGAUAAGACAAGCGAUCAAAGGUACCCCUGAAGACUAUUCAUACCGGGCUCAAUUCUUAAGCAGUCUUAGAAACUAUCUC